Messenger RNA from Oikopleura dioica, 1845 nucleotides. NCBI's taxonomy places the organism in Eukaryota, Metazoa, Chordata, Appendicularia, Copelata, Oikopleuridae. The record is from the annotation of a GenBank genome assembly.
AUGGCAAGCCCGGUGCGCUGUAUCAAAUCGGAAACAUGCGAAAAUGAAAUAAUUACAGAUGGCGCUAGUUCAAGUAGUGAUAGACUCAGCCCAGAGGCAAUCCAGCCCGAGUUGCCCUCCAAAAUCGUCCAUUACGAAGCUGGCAACGCUUCUAAAAUCCUCUCUGGUCUUGAAGGCGGAGAGCUUCUUUCCGACAUUGAUUUACGAACUCCCGAUGGUUCGAGUAUUCCAGCUCACAAGGCAAUUCUCUCCGCCAGUUCUUCCUUUUUCCGACGACGAAUUGAAGAAAGCCCGGAAAUUAAGAGUCUGGACUUGACAGAUUGCCCGGGUCAAGCUGUGCGCGACCUAAUUGGAUUUCUUUACACUUCUAGGCUAUCAAUUACGGCCGAAGGCGCAAAGGAAUUACUCUCGACCGCGGUGCGUUUGGAGCUGGCAUCAGCUCAGCAAGCUGUUGAAAAUUUUCUCAAGCUCAGACUUACCGUACCCAUCGUGCUGCAAACGCUCAAGCGCUCCCGUGGCGCAACAAGCACCGUUCUUCUUGACGAAGCAAGGGCUUUUGCCUUUUCACGAUUUACCGAAAUCACCUCUGAUCCGGAAUUUCUAACCCUGCCCGUCAAAGAAGUAGAGCAUCUGAUUUCCAGUAAUUUGCUCAGUAUUGAAAGCGAGGAAGAGGUCUACGAAGCCGCGAUAAAAUGGGUAAAGGCCGACCCAGAACGCGGAGUGGAUGGCGCUCUUCUCUACCGGUUGCUGCAGCAUGUCAGAUUGCCACUUGCCAAGCCGCAGUUUUUACUGGACGUGGUUCAAAAGGAGCCGCUUAUUAAACAAAGCAGUGAAUGCCAGCAGCUGCUUGAAGAAGCUACUCGCUAUCACAUGCUUGCUGAUCAGCGGCCACUGAUGCAAUCAACGAGGACUCAAAAGCGUCAGAAACCGAAAAGAUCGUAUUGCAAGGAGGUAAUCGCUCUUAUCGGCGGGCUAAAUCGAGACAAGCAGCAAAUCUCCGACUGCUUCGUCUUCCGUCCUCCCACAAAACAACUCCCACUUGCCUCUAACAACAAUAGCGACGCUUUUGUCAUUCGCCCAGAACGGCUUUCUUCGCCAAAUGUAGCUCACGUUAUGUAUUGCGUCGCGAAGGUCAAAAACUUGGCCGUCGCUAGCGGAGGAUUAAGCCAACACUCCGCAUGUGACGAAGUCCAUGCGUUCAUUCCCUCGCUUGAUCUUUGGCAGCAAAUGGCUCCGAUGAAACAGGCGCGUUACUUACAUGCCUCGGCGGAAGUUGAUGGACUUUUGUAUGUUGCGGGAGGCCUGGUUAAUAAUAAGACCCGAUUAUCUUCGGUUGAACGAUGGAUCCCGGAUGCGAAUGAAUGGGAAGAUGUUGUUUCACUGCCAAUUCCAAUCUCAUCUUCUUGUCUCGUUGGCUGUGAUGGCAAACUUUUCAUCAUCGGAGGAGCUACGACGGGCGAUGUUCCAGUAUCAAAAGUGUUCAGCUUCGAUCCGUCGAGCGAAGAAUGGACCCCGUGCCCGGACUUGCCCGAGCCAGAGCGCGGAGCAUCGGCAGUAUCCAACGCUGGGAUUAUAUAUGUAGUCGGCCAUGCUGGCCGCGUUUAUGCCUUCAAUACGCAACUGAACCAGUGGUCGCGACUAAAAGACACAAAUGGAGGGCAUGUGCACGGAGCUGCGACGAUUUAUAAAGGAAAAAUAUACGUUGCAGGAGGUUUGCAUGGAAAUGAAUACAUAAACCGAACAGUGGAAAUGUACGAUCCAAAGACGUCAACUUGGUCGAAUAUUGCCAUCCUUCCUACUCCUAUUUAUGGACACGGGCUGAUUACACUCACUCGAGAAACUUAA